Rhizopus microsporus ATCC 52813 is the source of this 581-nucleotide messenger RNA. Its product is annotated as putative ribosomal protein S15. Gene Ontology annotation, biological process: ribosomal small subunit assembly; translation. The record is from RefSeq and is a predicted model, not a curated record. NCBI's taxonomy places the organism in Eukaryota, Fungi, Mucoromycota, Mucoromycetes, Mucorales, Rhizopodaceae. The coding region runs from base 60 to 500 and encodes 146 amino acids. Gene Ontology annotation, molecular function: structural constituent of ribosome. The transcript has 3 exons. Gene Ontology annotation, cellular component: ribosome; cytosolic small ribosomal subunit.
AAAGGACUUGUAUACACCAAACAUCAGCAAGCCAAGUAAUCCUUCCUUUUGUGCUUAACAUGGCUGACGAACAAACUGCCCCCAGAAAGAGAACUUUCCGUAAGUUUACCUACCGUGGCGUUGAACUCGAACAACUCUUGGACAUGUCCUCUGAACAAUUCAUGGACCUCGUCCAUGCUCGUGCCCGUAGAAGAUUCCAACGUGGUCUUAAGCGUAAGCCUAUGGGUCUCAUCAAGAAGCUCCGUGCUGCCAAGAAGGCUGCCACACCCGGUGAAAGACCCGAAGUUGUCAAGACCCACCUCCGUGAUAUGAUCAUCGUUCCUGAAAUGAUCGGCUCUGUCAUUGGUAUCUACAACGGUAAGACCUUCAACCAAGUUGAAAUCAAGCCUGAAAUGACUGGCCACUACCUCGGUGAAUUCUCCAUCACCUACAAGCCCGUUAAGCACGGUCGUCCCGGUAUUGGUGCUACUCACUCUUCCAAGUUCGUUCCUCUCAAAUAAACAAACUGUACUAUGCAUUAUCUCCAAUGCUGAUUAUUUUGAUAAUAUACGGUUAAACAAUAGCAAUUACACUUUAGUUGG